CAAAUUUAUAUGGAGCUUCUCGCCCAGGCGGAACCUGCUCUGCUGGGCCUGGCGGCUGCAGAAAAACUUUCUUUCUCCCGCCCCAACGGUUGCUGCGGCCAACUGCCUCACCCGCCUGGCAGCCUAACCCGCCAUCUCUUCCCAUCCUGUCCGGCUCUGCGCGGCCGUGUUUUCCAAUCUCCUGGCGGUAUCCGCUUGCUGUUGUCACCGCCUCCACGUCUUGUUCCCGGCCAACUGGCCCGCCCCGCUGCAGUGAUGUGCGACAAGGAGUUCAUGUGGGCCCUGAAAAACGGAGACUUGGACGAGGUUAAAGACUAUGUGGCCAAGGGAGAAGAUGUCAACCGGACAUUAGAAGGUGGAAGGAAGCCUCUUCAUUAUGCAGCAGAUUGUGGCCAGCUUGAAAUCCUGGAAUUUCUGCUGCUGAAAGGAGCAGAUAUUAAUGCUCCAGAUAAACAUCAUAUUACUCCUCUUCUGUCUGCUGUCUAUGAGGGUCAUGUUUCCUGCGUGAAAUUGCUUCUGUCAAAGGGUGCUGAUAAGACUGUGAAAGGUCCAGAUGGAUUAACUGCCUUUGAAGCCACUGACAACCAGGCAAUCAAAGCUCUUCUUCAGUGAUGGAUGAAUGGACUGAUAACUCUUGAGGAAUGACUCUCCUGUGGCCUCACACUGCUGCCUGUCUGUCUGUCACUCUCUAUCUGCCAGCUUCUUCAGCUAAAUACUUUAAGAGGGGUGAGGGGAGAGAGAAAUUCAUAACAAAUCAGGCUACCAGAAAAGAAAAUGUUUUGGAAGAGGGGGAAAAAACACGAUCGGGCUUUUACCAGGAUUCCUGAUCAAGUCUGCCUCUUCCAUUUCUAAUAAAAUAUACAGCUUAUACCCAAGGGAGAGCAAAGAUAAAAUACACCAUUGACAUUUGACCUUUUCAGCUCCCUGGCUAAUUUAUUAAUUAGAUUGUGUUGAAGGUCGGAUUAUACAAAGGCCAACUAUACAUAUUUAGUAGCCCUAACUGUGCAAGCAGUAGUGGCUGCUGUGAUGUAAACUUAGGGUGCUGAGAUAAGCAAUUAGCUACAGCCUUCUGCCUUAAGAAUGCACUCUAAUGGAGAUUUCUUGGCGUAGUUAAGAACACUACCUGUGGUUGGUGACCAGAUCUUUCCUCAGUGACUUUAAGCUUUAUGUGAAAGCUCACUUAAGAUGAGGAGGGGCACACUCCCAAAUUGCUGGAUGACUGAACCUUGGAUUUCCUCUCCCCUUUCACAUGGAUUUCAUGUAUCUUUAGAUAAUACUGACUAGUUUUAUUUUUAAAAAAUCUUAAAUUUUGGAAGUCUAAAGGAGAAAUCAUUCCAGGAUGAGUAUUUUUUUUCUCCUCUAGAUUCAGACAUCUAUGUAACAUUGAAACACUUGCAAACUCCUGCUGGUAGUAAAAGGGGAUUUAAAAAUAGAAUCAUAGCCAUACGCUUGUUUGUUUCAUAAAAAGAGAGCAGUUGUCUUAGUACCUAUGGAUUUUCUUCAUUUGCUGUUUGAGUGGAUUGAACUCACUUGUGUUUGGAGAAUCAAGGAACAUUCUUUGAAAUGCCUCUCAGACCCAUCUUGGAUGCUGAUUACUUACUGCACCAAAGCCUUCACUGGGGUGAGAUUUACUAUUUGGACAAAUUUAACCUCAUCCCUUCAGAAACGAUGCUUGUUAACCAGGUUUUCCUGAGUUGUUGAUAGACUUCUGCUGAUCCUAUGUCAACCCCUCUCAUAAUAUAUUUUUAUUUCUUCUAUAAAUCUUGCAUUGCAUAAAAUGUGAUGCCUUCAAAUUGUAUUCUGCAUUCUUAGAAUAUAAUGCCCUAAAAUGAUGUUCUUACGAAACAGAAAAUAUUUGGACACAUCCAAAUGUUUAUUUCAUAAGUAGUGUAACUUAAUUAUUAAUACAUAUACCCUUAAAUUUGAUACAUCGCUUUUAAAACAUUAAGAUUCCUUUGACUUGCCAUCCAUAUAAGCUUAUUAAAAAUAUUAGGGUUUUUCCUUAGCCAGGUCCUGCAGUAAUUGAAUAUACUUCAAAUUCUUGAACAGGGGGAAAACGGUGGGUUAGGAAAUUGUAUUCAGAUUGUGGAUAAUGAGGAAUUAAUAAUCAUUUUUUCAGGCAAUGUAGCAUUCUACAGCAGGGUUAAACUUACCAAGAGCCAUCAGCCUAGCUAAUGACAAAUCUUACUGAUCAGUUGCUGAUUCACUGGUUGGCAUAUGGGUUUAUGUGUUGUGUGUUUUUCUUCAGGAAUCCUUUUCUUAACCCAUGGCUUUUUCACUCAAAACUAGCCUAAACCUGUAAUUUUUCAGAGUCCAAGAAAAUCACAAAAUAGUGGUGUAAAUACUUUCACAUACCUGGCUAAUUCUGCUGCCUAUUAGAAUUGGAUUAAAAGUCAGUAAUCAGUACUUUGUUACAUCACUGAACCAAACUAUGGAGACAUCCUCAUUGGAAAUGGAGGGCACUCUGUCAGUCUGUAAUUAUCACAGUAGGCAACAAGGUAUUUUCUUAUCUUUGUUUUCACCUCUUAACAUAAUGUUAUUUAAAAAGCUUGAAUUUUGCCCUUUACAUGAUUUCCACCUUUACUUUCAAAGUGUUUUGUUGUAGUUGGCUAUUGCAGAGAGUGCAUUGUCUCAUCAUUCCUAAACCUGGUCUGCUUUCUACAGUCAUUGUGGUAUACAAACCAUGUGAUUCUUUGUACAGUUUUUCCUGAUGUUCCUUAUAAUGCAGUAGAGGCUAUUUUGCCCUCCUCUUCUUUCUCAGCCAUUUUGUAAACCCCAUAAUUAAGAAGCGAUUGCUUGAGA
This is a messenger RNA of Choloepus didactylus (southern two-toed sloth), 2802 nucleotides long. Its product is annotated as myotrophin-like. Gene Ontology annotation, cellular component: nucleus; cytoplasm. Lineage: Eukaryota; Metazoa; Chordata; Mammalia; Pilosa; Megalonychidae. Gene Ontology annotation, molecular function: protein binding. The coding region runs from base 10 to 612 and encodes 200 amino acids. The record is from RefSeq and is a predicted model, not a curated record. Gene Ontology annotation, biological process: regulation of barbed-end actin filament capping. The transcript has a single exon.